AUGCCUAGGGGCCACAAGAACAAGGGCCGCUCGCGUGCCAAGCAUCACCAGGCACAUGCUCAGAUCGAGUGUGUCCAGGGAGCUGAACCUUCUGCAGAGGUGGAAGCAGUAUCUCCUCCCGUUGGCCACGACGACCUUGCCAUGUCCCUUUCUGCCUGCACUCUCCAGGGAGCUGCAUCCCCUGGGUCUCCUGACGCAGCCUCUGAUGUAGGUGCUGAGGGUACUAUUGUAGGUGCUAAAGAGGAAGGUUCAAGCGCGUCUCAGGCAGCAGGCUCCCCGCAGCCCACAGGCAAAAAUUCCAUCAGUAGAAAAGCCAGUAUGUUGCUGCACUUCCUGCUGGAGAAGUACGAGCAGGAGGAGCCCAUCAAGCAUGCUGAUAUGGCGAAGUUGAUCGGCAGGAAAUACCUGACGCAUUUCCCUGACAUCCUGAGGAGAGCCACUGAGCAGAUGGAGUUUAUCUAUGGCCUAGAGUUGAAACAAGCCAAUCCUAGUAGUCUCUCCUAUUCUCUUGUUAGUAAGCUGGGUCUCUCCCCUGGGGAAAAUCUCAGAAGCAGAAAAGAUUUGUCAAAGAAGGGUCUGCUGAUGAUGCUUCUUGGUGUGGUCUUACUGAAUGGCAACCGUGCCACUGAGCAUCAAGUCUGGAAAUUCCUGAAUUUGUUGGGUCUAUAUGCAGGGCAAAGGCACCCCAUUUUUGGAGAGCCCCGGAAGAUCAUCACCAAAGAUCUGGUAGAGGAAAGUUACCUAGAGUACCACCUGGUGCCAGGCAGUGUGCCCCCAUGCUAUGAGUUCCUCUGGGGUCCCAGAGCCUAUGUUGAAACUACCAAGCUGACGGUUCUAGAAGCUUUAGCCAAGAUGAAUGAUACCACCCCUGAUGCCUACCCUAUUCUAUAUGAGCAGGCUCUUAAAGAAAAGGCAGAGAGAGCAGGGAAGAAAGGUGAAUCUGGGGAUGGCUCUGGUGCCAGGGCCAUUGGUCAUGCUAGCUGA
Molecule: messenger RNA, 984 nt
Organism: Jaculus jaculus (lesser Egyptian jerboa)
Lineage: Eukaryota; Metazoa; Chordata; Mammalia; Rodentia; Dipodidae
Product: melanoma-associated antigen B4-like
Exons: 1
Coding region: 1-984 (327 amino acids)
Biological process (GO): negative regulation of transcription by RNA polymerase II
Cellular component (GO): nucleus
Source: RefSeq, a predicted model, not a curated record